Molecule: messenger RNA, 2314 nt
Organism: Salvelinus namaycush (lake trout)
Lineage: Eukaryota; Metazoa; Chordata; Actinopteri; Salmoniformes; Salmonidae
Gene: fzd3a
Product: frizzled class receptor 3a
Exons: 8
Coding region: 1-2088 (695 amino acids)
Biological process (GO): canonical Wnt signaling pathway; non-canonical Wnt signaling pathway
Cellular component (GO): plasma membrane
Molecular function (GO): Wnt-protein binding; Wnt receptor activity
Source: RefSeq, a predicted model, not a curated record
AUGGGGCUCCUGUGGGUGCUGUGUGUGUCCAUGCUGAUGGCUCCAGCAGUGGUGGUAGAAGCCAUCCCCAUGGAGUCUGCUGCUGGGAGCCACAGCAUGUUCACCUGUGAACCUAUCACCCUGCGCAUGUGUCAGGGGCUGCCCUAUAACUCCACCUUCAUGCCCAAUCUCCUCAACCACUACGACCAGCAGACCGCCGCGCUCGCCAUGGAGCCCUUCCACCCCAUGGUGAACCUGCAGUGUUCGUCAGAACUCAGGAUGUUCCUGUGUGCCCUCUACACUCCGGUGUGUACAGAGUACGGACGCAUGACACUGCCCUGCCGACGGCUGUGCCUGAGAGCCAAGGGAGACUGUUACAAACUCAUGGACAUGUUCGGUGUCACCUGGCCAGAAGAGAUGGAUUGUAACAGGUUCCCAGACUGUGACGAGUCAUACCCCCGUCCUGUAGACCUGCUGUCCAGGUCAGACUCCACAGAGUCGCCCAUCUCCGUCCAGCGCGACUAUGGCUUCUGGUGCCCCCGCGAGCUCAAGAUCGACCCCGACCUGGGCUACACCUUCCUGGGUGUGAGGGACUGCUCGCCCCCCUGCCCCAACAUGUACUUCCAGCGGGACGAGCUGGUCUUCGCCCGCUACUUCAUCGGCGUGGUGUCUAUCGUAUGUCUCUCUGCAACCCUCUUCACCUUCCUCACCUUCCUCAUCGACGUGUCCAGGUUCCGCUACCCGGAGCGGCCAAUCAUCUUCUACGCCGUGUGUUACAUGAUGGUGUCCCUGGUCUUCUUCCUGGGCUUCCUAUUGGAGGACCGGGUGGCGUGCAACGCGGCGAGCCCCGGGCGCUUCCGGGCGUCCACCGUCACCCAGGGCUCCCAUAACAAGGUGUGCACUCUGCUGUUCAUGGUGCUCUACUUCUUCACCAUGGCUGGCAGUGUGUGGUGGGUCAUCCUCACCAUCACCUGGUUCCUGGCUGCCGUGCCUAAGUGGGGCAGCGAGGCCAUUGAGAAGAAGGCCCUGAUCUUCCAUGCCUGUGCCUGGGGCCUGCCCGGCUGUCUGACUGUCACUCUGCUGGCCAUGAACAAGAUCGAAGGGGAUAGUGUUAGCGGGGUGUGUUUUGUGGGGCUGUAUGACCGCACAGCGCUGAGAUGGUUCCUGCUGGUUCCGCUGGGCCUGGAUGUACUGGUGGGGGUGGCGUUGCUGCUAGCGGGCAUCCUGGCGUUGAACCGCGUCCGUAUGGAGAUCCCUCUGGAGAAGGAGAACCAAGACAAGCUGGUGAAGUUUAUGAUCCGUAUCGGGGUGUUCUCUGUGCUCUACCUGGUCCCUCUGCUGACGGUCAUAGCCUGCUACCUGUAUGAGAACAGCUAUAGGACUGUCUGGGAGACUACCUGGGUACAGGAGCGCUGCAGAGAGUACCACAUCCCCUGUCCAUACCAGGUCGAGCAGACCAGCAGACCAAACCUGUCCCUGUUCAUCAUAAAGUACCUGAUGAUGUUGGUAGUAGGGAUCCCUUCGGUGUUCUGGGUGGGCAGCAAGAAGACCUGCUUCGAAUGGGCCAGCUUCUUCCACGGUCAUAGACGCAAAGACGUGGUCAACGAGAGCAGACAGGUACUCCAGGAGCCAGAUUUUGCUCAGCUGCUCCUGCGGGACCCCAACACCCCCAUCGCGAGGAAGUCCAGGGGGACGUCCACGCAGGGCACCUCCACCCACGCUUCCUCCACCCACCUGGCCAUGCUGGACGAGCCCCCCAGCGGGAGCACCAGCCGGGCAAGUAGUGUCCGCAGCGCCCGCAGCAAGAUGAGCAGCUUCCAUGGAAGUCUGCAUAGAUCCAGAGACAGCAGGUACACGGCAUGUAGUUUCCGCGGCGUUGACGAUCGCCUCCCCUAUGGCAGCAUGCCCCGCCUCAACGACCAGUCAGGGUCCAGACACUGCAGCACCAACCGGCUAGACAGCCUAUCAAAGCAUGGCUCCACCCAGCGUCUGGAUAGCCAAUCACGGCACAGCAGCAUCAGGGACCUUAGCAACGUCACCCAGGCCAUUCAGAGCGCCCCCGGCAAUGGAAUCCACAGGGUCCUUGAGGAGGAUGGAGCCACGGCCUGAACUGAGACAUCUCAACGCCUGGCCACAAAACAAAGCUUAGCCUCUACCCUAAAACCCAUGCCAACCUUUUAGCUAAACAAGAAGUGUCUAGGACAUGUGUCCAACUCAUUCCACAGAGGGCCAAGUGUUUGCGGGUUUUUGACUCCACCCUUGUACUUUGUUGAUGAAUUAAGGUCACUAAUUAGUAAGGAACCCCUCACCUGGUUGUCUAAGUCUUAAUUGAAAU